GUAGAGAGAGUGAGCGGGUCAUAAAAUUCACCAGGAGCAGUUCUGGCACGGUGGCACCGCUCUCUCACCCUCCCACGUAGCCUACCGCUUGAGCCGACAAACACAAAUGCCCACAGUGACAAUCAUUAAUCGCCUCGGAACUUCGACUUACUGUCCCCUGGAUUCCCACUUAAGCACCCUCCUUUAUAUUUUAAAAUUCGUUCUGGACUCUCGAGGGACUGCGCAACAUUGGGCUUUGCUCUCCCCAUAUACCCUCAUUUUCUGAAUGACGGGCGGACGGUUCGAUUUUGACGAUGGUGGCACAUAUUGCGGUGGUUGGGAGGAUGGGAAAGCCCACGGACAUGGCAUCUGCACCGGGCCUAAGGGCCAGGGUGAGUACUCCGGAUCCUGGUCAAACGGCUUUGAGGUAGUUGGUGUUUACACCUGGCCCAGCGGCAACGUCUAUCAGGGCUAUUGGGCGCAGGGGAAACGCCACGGACUCGGCGUGGAAUCGAAAGGAAGAUGGAUUUACCGCGGUGAAUGGACUCAUGGAUUUAAAGGCCGAUAUGGGGUACGUCAAAGCCUCAAUACCCCGGCCAGAUACGACGGGACGUGGAGUAACGGUCUGCAAGAUGGAUAUGGGGUUGAAACAUACGGGGAUGGAGGUACAUACCAGGGCCAGUGGACAGGUGGCAUGCGUCAUGGCUACGGCGUGCGCCAGAGCGUUCCAUACGGCAUGGCCACUGUCAUUCGUUCCCCUCUACGAACCUCCCUAGCCUCCCUUCGCUCUGAGCAGAGCAACGGCACCGUGCUCCACGACAACCUCUCUGACAGCCCCGCCGGCACCAGGGGCGGCUUCGUCCUGAACUUCCACUCGGACGGAGAGGGCGGCCCGGAGAAGAAGAAGGGCCUGUUCCGCCGUGGGUCCCUGUUCGGCAGCCUGCGACAGCUGCGCAAGUCCGAUUCCCGCUCGUCCAUCUCCAGCAAGCGCAGCUCGGCGCGCAGCGACGGCGCCAUGAGCCGCAUCAGCUCCAGCGACGCCAACUCCACCAUCAGCUUCGGCGAGGGGGACAUGGCGGACGACUAUGCCCCGCUGGAGGACAACGUGGACGCCCUGACUACCGAGUCUUACAUGGGCGAGUGGAAGAACGACAAACGCAACGGCUUCGGGGUCAGCGAGCGCUCCAACGGCAUGAAGUACGAGGGGGAGUGGAUGAACAACAAGCGCCAUGGUUACGGCUGCACCAUCUUCCCGGAUGGCACCAAGGAAGAGGGGAAGUACAAAAACAAUGUGCUGGCCAGAGGUAUCAGGAAGCAGCUCAUUCCUCUAAGAAACACCAAAACCAAACAGAAGGUGGACCGGGCCGUGGAGGGAGCCAUCCGCGCUGCAGCCAUCGCCAGGACUAAAGUAGAGAUCGCUACAUCAAGGACAGCCCACGCCCGGGCUAAAGGUGAAGCAGCAGACCAGGCCGCUCAGUCAGCCAGCCAGGACUCUGACAUCGCCAGGGUUGUGGCCAGGGAGCUGUCCCCUGGCUUCCACCAGCCAGGCCCUGACUACAUAAAGCAGAGGUUCAAUGAACCGAUUGAGAUCAGAGAGGUCCCAGAGGAGAAGAAGGAGAAGUCUCCCACAGGAAGUCCCCACUUCUACCGUAAAGGGACCACUCCGACCCAGACCCCCACUGAGAGUCCCUCCCAGAGCCCCGCCCCCACGCCCCCCCCCUCGCCCCCCGCUGUCAAGAAGAGCUUCUUUAGCAGCAAAAUCACCGCAAAGCUUUCUGGGAAAGAGAACAAGACCCCCGUCGUGGAAACCCAGGCUGCCGGCCUCACCAAGGCUGCCUCCAAGACUUCCCUCAAACAGGAAGUGGAAAUGCCUCAACCCAAACCGUUCAAGGCGGUAGAGCCCGCUGUCGCUAACGCUACCACCAGCCCUGGCAACGGUCAGCUGCACACCCAGUACCAUGGUUACUACGUGAAGGCUGAUGUCAAAAUUCCACCUCCGGAUGAGCCUAUAGGUGUUGAUGAGGGGCUUCAACUCACAGCAUCCGACCUUGCUCGCAUGCCCCCACCAGCCAAGCUGUACCGCACCCCAACACCAAAACCUCCAACGCCAAAGCCGCCUGCUGUGGUCAAAGAGAAUAAACCGGAGCCCAAACUAAAAAAACAGGAUUCGCACAAACCAAAGAGUCUAGCAGAAACCAAGAAGGCCAGCAUGGAAAUCAGCUCAGAUACCAUAGAGGAAGAGUCAGGUCCUAACUCAAUUCUGGUGGUCCUGGUUAUGCUGUUGAAUAUUGGUCUAGCAAUAAUAUUUGUCCAUUUUCUGACCUGACAAAGUUUCAACUCAGUGAACUCAUCCAAACUAGCGGCCUAGGCCCCCUAACUCUCUGCAGUUGCGUCAAUGGCCUUUAAAAAUGGCGCCGAGUCAGAUACACACACACAGGCAAACGGAGGACUUGAAAUAGAGUGAAACAUGGGGAGAGAAAGAUGAGACCUGGACCGCCGGGCCCGAGGCCGCCCAGAUUCGCUGGCGAUGAUUUGUGACCCGUCCCAGGUUCUGUGAAACCUGAAGCAAGCAGUGAAAGGGGGAGAGAGAGAGAAAAAAAAAGGAAAUUUGCUGAUACAAGCUGUAACCAGUGUAACCUGCAUUGCCACUCCAUCUGCCUUGGAGGAUGUGUGUUUGUGUAUGUGUGUCUGCAUGGGGGUGUCAGGGUGUUGUCUUGGAAGGGUGUUGGAAGGGAAGAAGGGGGGUUCCGGGUUGGGGGAGGACUUGACUGGAUAUGUUCGGAGAUGCACUUUUAGUUGACGGAAGCCGACAGCUGCCUUACAAUUUUACCAUCUGACGUGUUUGAGGGGGAUAUGUGCCAAAUGCUGCCAGGGGAUAAAAGUGUCUCAGUGGUCUCUACUGCUCCUGGGAGUGGGUCUGUCUGUCUGUCUCUCCGUAUGUCCAUCCAUCUCAGUGUUCAUUCUAACACUCGCUAGAAAAUCAAACCGUACACUCUGUGGCAGUGGUAGCCAGCAGUCUUACAGCCAUAAAGCCACUGCUACAGCCUUGUCUGGUGUCUUUACAUCCACAAUAUGAUCCUACAGCAUGGGGCAGAGUCAGUGGGAUUUUGUUUUGUGAUACAGUGUCUGUUGAUAGGUGUUUUAUUUUUCUUUGUUUACCAAUAUUGGAUUUCAUGGGGGCGUUUCAUUUUGUUAAUUUAUUUAUUCAAAGUCGGUGACAUCUAUUGCACAGACUUGUUCAUUGGAAUCCCAAAGGAAUUUCAACUGAGCCUUUGUUUCACAAAGCAAUUCUUAUGCAGUAGAAAUGUUUAAUUUAAUGUGUAGAAAGAUCUAAAGAAACAAACUAUAUCUUAUGUAAUUUGCAAGUGUGUUUUCAUUGCAAUUACCAUUAAAUUACUGUUUGAAAUUA
This is a messenger RNA of Hypomesus transpacificus, 3388 nucleotides long. It is a transcript of the gene jph1b, whose product is annotated as junctophilin 1b. NCBI's taxonomy places the organism in Eukaryota, Metazoa, Chordata, Actinopteri, Osmeriformes, Osmeridae. Gene Ontology annotation, cellular component: plasma membrane; sarcoplasmic reticulum; junctional membrane complex. The record is from RefSeq and is a predicted model, not a curated record.